This is a messenger RNA of Rhineura floridana, 1822 nucleotides long. It is a transcript of the gene YWHAH, whose product is annotated as tyrosine 3-monooxygenase/tryptophan 5-monooxygenase activation protein eta. Gene Ontology annotation, cellular component: cytoplasm. Lineage: Eukaryota; Metazoa; Chordata; Lepidosauria; Squamata; Rhineuridae. The transcript has 2 exons. The record is from RefSeq and is a predicted model, not a curated record. Gene Ontology annotation, biological process: signal transduction. The coding region runs from base 359 to 1102 and encodes 247 amino acids.
GCAGCGGGAGGGGGCCCCGCUCGGGCGCUGGCUAGUGAGUGAAGCGCGUGCUCGAGAAGGCGGGUGAAAGUGCGCGUGCGCAAACCAGUCAGUCAGUCAGCGUGUGCGCGCGCUGUCUCUGUGUCGCCGCCUGCUCUCGCUCCCGCGUUUUCUGUCUCCUGAGGUAAAAAAGGCGAAGGGAGCCGUUGCUGCUGAGGCGCCGCCGCCGCCGCCUCUUCCCGUUUUCUUUGGCCGGCCCUGAGAGGAGCCUCAGAAAGGCGCGCAGAGCCCAGCUCGGCCCGGCGACACCGCCUCAGCCCCGGCGGCAGCAGCGGCAGCAGCGGCAGCAACAGCGACGACGGCGCUGGCGGCCAUCAGCAUGAGCGACCGCGAGCAGCUGCUGCAGCGAGCCCGCCUGGCUGAGCAGGCGGAGCGGUACGACGACAUGGCCUCGGCCAUGAAAGCGGUGACUGAGCUGAAUGAGCCCCUUUCAAAUGAAGACCGGAACCUGCUGUCUGUCGCGUACAAGAAUGUAGUUGGUGCCAGGCGAUCUUCCUGGCGAGUCAUUAGCAGCAUAGAGCAGAAGACCAUGGCCGACGGGAACGAGAAGAAGCUGGAAAAGGUGAAGGCGUACAGGGAGAAGAUUGAGAAGGAGCUGGAGACGGUGUGCAACGACGUUUUGGCCCUCCUAGAUAAGUUCUUGAUCAAGAACUGCAGUGACAUUCAGUACGAGAGCAAAGUCUUUUACCUGAAGAUGAAAGGAGACUACUUUCGCUACUUGGCAGAAGUGGCGGCUGGCGAGAAGAAGAAUAGUGUUGUGGAAGCGUCGGAGGCCGCUUACAAAGAAGCCUUCGAAAUCAGCAAAGAGCACAUGCAGCCCACACACCCGAUCCGGCUGGGGCUGGCGCUCAACUUCUCUGUCUUCUACUACGAAAUCCAGAAUGCCCCUGAGCAGGCCUGCCUUCUAGCCAAACAAGCUUUUGAUGACGCCAUAGCAGAGCUGGACACACUCAACGAGGAUUCCUACAAGGACUCCACUCUUAUCAUGCAGCUGCUUCGAGACAACCUCACUCUCUGGACAAGUGACCAGCAGGAUGAGGAGGCAGGGGAGGGCAACAAUUGAAGGCUUCCCACAUCACAGCUUUCCAUCAGCCACCACCUCAUCACUAUCACCAAUACUUCUUUGCCACAAUCACACUAUGUAUGUAGCGCUAAGCAUCAAUGUAUUGUUGGCACAGCUGUGGGGCCUGCCAGGUGUGGCAUCAGACAGGUCUUCAUGGGCACUGCUGGACUAAAUGGUGUGUCAGCCCUGCUUAUCGUGGCCUACUGUGCAGGAAGAAACUUAAAAUGAGGCAUUUUAGUUUCAUUUUAUUCAUAUUAUAUGGGUUAGUAAAAUAAUGGAAGUGUUUGAGGAGGAUUGGAAGUUGAGCCUUUAAAUUUCCUCUUGGAAGGAGUGGAUUGUGUCAGUUCAGAAGUACAUGCAAAACACACACACACGGAAAUGGCUAUAAGUUGGUGUGAACUGAUUUUGUCCUGUUUAAUCAACUUUAAAAUGUGAGGUUCUAUAACAGUCUGUGCUUGCCUCUUUUUUUGCACAGACUUGGUUUCAGGCAAUGCAUCUUGAGGUCUUGAUUUUGAUACUUGUAAGCUUUUUUUUUUUUUUUUGCAGUUUUGAAGAAUCAUGAUUUAUUUUUUGUGAAUUCUUUGGCUGUUCAGUUGCCAGUGUAUUCUGACAGCGCAAUGUCAAUGUUAGCCCAUGUUAAGAUGGAUGAUGAGAUGCCAGAGUUCUCCUAAAUUAAGUGUUUCGAAAUUAAAAAAAAAUAAAACUGCUGCUUUGGGGAGG